Fundulus heteroclitus (mummichog) is the source of this 4250-nucleotide messenger RNA. RefSeq names its product SEC14-like protein 2. Lineage: Eukaryota; Metazoa; Chordata; Actinopteri; Cyprinodontiformes; Fundulidae. Bases 275 to 1534 code for a protein of 419 amino acids. The transcript is spliced from 12 exons. Gene Ontology annotation, cellular component: cytoplasm. The record is from RefSeq and is a predicted model, not a curated record.
ACUCCUCUUGUUUUCUCCUGGAUCUUUGGCCGAGUCAGCCGCUUAAAGUGAUCUGCUGCGGACGAUGCCGGAGUGAGAGCCGUGUUUACAUUCGUCCUCUGCGGCUGUGUGUUCCGCCUGCAGCCGGCUGCCAGCGGAGGGUACCAGGAGACUGUAGCCGUACAGGAGCAUCACAGGGCGGCGUCAGAACACGGACUACCGGCCUGCUCUCAACUGCGUGCGUCUGUGGAUUUGACUGUGAAGAAGCGCUGCCAGCUUCCAGGUCUUUAGGGACAUGAGCGGAAGAGUUGGAGACCUCAGUCCUAAGCAGGCUGAGGCACUGGAACAAUUUCGCUCGAAGAUACAAGACAUUCUUCCUCUACUUCCGGCACAGCAUGACCACUUCCUGCUGCGUUGGCUCCGAGCGAGAAACUUCAAUGUGCAGAAGUCUGAGGCCAUGCUGCGAAAGCACCUGGAGUUCAGGAAACAGAUGAAAGUAGACGCAAUAAUCACUGACUGGCGUCCGCCGGAGGUGAUAGAGAAGUAUCUCUCAGGAGGGAUGUGUGGAUACGACCGCGAGGGCAGCCCCGUCUGGUACGACGUGAUCGGACCCGUGGAUCCCAAAGGACUCUUCCUGUCUGCGUCCAAGCAGGACUUCAUCAAGUCCAAGAUCAGAGACUGCGAGAUGCUGCAGCAGGAAUGCACACUGCAGUCAGAGAGACUGGGCAGUAAUGUCGAGUCGAUCACGAUGAUCUACGACGUUGAAGGUCUGGGACUGAAGCACUUAUGGAAGCCUGCGAUAGAAACAUACGGAGAGAUCCUGCAGAUGUUUGAAGAUAACUACCCAGAGGGCCUGAAGAGGCUGUUUGUUAUUAAGGCUCCUAAACUCUUUCCUGUGGCCUAUAACCUCGUCAAGCACUUUCUGAGCGAGAACACACGGCAAAAGAUCUACAUCCUGGGAGCUAACUGGCAGGAGGUUUUACUGAAGUACAUCGAUGCAGAGGAGCUGCCGGCCAUUUACGGAGGGAAGCUGACGGAUCCUGAUGGCGAUCCUCGUUGUCGGACCAGGAUAAACCAUGUCGGGCCAGUUCCCCCUUCCUACUACGUGCGGGACCACGUCAAAGUGGAUUAUGAGUACUGUAUGACCGUCAGUCGAGGUUCGUCCCAGCAGCUGGACUAUGAGAUCUUGUUCCCAGGCUGCGUGCUCCGGUGGCAGUUUGCCUGUGAGGGUGCAGACGUUGGUUUUGGGGUGUUUCUGAAGACGAAAAAGGGCGAGUGGAGGAAGGCGUCUGAAAUGGAGGAAGUCAUUCCCAGCCAGCGGUACAACGCUCACCUGGUACCUGAGGACGGAUCGCUGACCUGCGAGCGUCCGGGAGUCUAUGUGCUGAGAUUUGACAACACCUACAGCAUCUUCCAGGCCAAACGGGUCAGUUACAGCGUCGAGGUCCUGCUCCCGGACCAGUUGCAGUCUCAGCGGGAAGCCCACGCCAACAGGACCAACGGCAAGUCCAGCGGCCACGCGCUAACGGGCGACGACAGCCAGUCGCACGUCUGACUCGUUCAGGGAUGUUUAGCCGCUAAUGAGAAGCACAGCCUGACAUACUUGAUGUAAACCGGACCGCGCCGCUCACUAAUUCUGGGUUCUUAGUGGGGGUGUAACGAUACAGCUAGGUCUGUUUUGAAUGUCUUAUUAAAGAGCCAAAAAAUAUCUAUCUAGGUUUCUUUUUUCUCCCAUUUUAAACAAAAUAAAAUAUCCCCCUCAAAAAGAAAUCAAACCAUUCUUACUAACGAUGAGCUUCAGACCCAGUGGGCAAUUUAACUUCAUUGUUUUUCUGCUGUAAAAUUUGAACAAAGCCAUAUGUCAAACUUUACUGUCUGAUUAACAAAAAGGCAUAUCUGUUUAUAAGAAAAAAUGUAAUAAACAAAUUUGUUUAAAGAAUGCCAAAUCAAAUCAGAAAACCUUCCCUUAAUAAUAAAAUCUUUACAUUUACUGUUCAUUUGGCUCUAAAUUAGGCACUUGGUUAAUUUAGUAUCUAUUAGGUUUAUACAUAUUCAAUAAAUUUGAAUAUUUUUGAAAAGUAUAUUUAUUUCAGUAACUCAGUUCCCUAAGGGAAACACGUUAUAUAGAUCAACACAUGCUGAUGAUGUUUUGAAGCCAUUAUUUCAACUAAUUAGCCCCCCCCCCAACUCCAGCUAAUAAAAAGAAAGCAUUUAAGAUUGAAAUAUUGCAUCAGUCCAAUAAAAAAGCAAAAUGUUUCAUGCAGAAAUGUUAGCUCAAUCAAAAUUAUGUGUUUUUCUUUUCCAAAAGGUAAUUUUGAUCUGUCAAAAAGCCUCUCAGAAAUGCAUAUUCUAAUUGAUUGAAUAUAUCUGCACAUUUUCUGAUGUUAAUUGCAGCUGCUUCAAAGUGAGAUUUUUAUAUAUUUUACCAUAUAGUCGCCCUUUGCUGGCCACCGCUACCACCGUAUCCCCGGGCCCCUGAAACAUUUGCAAACGGCAGAUUUUAAACCAAGAAUGUGGGAUUACAGAGGCCCCCUGCACACUGUCAAUACUACCAUACCAUAUCAGCAUUAUUUAUAAAGUACGACCAUAGUACUCUGCAGUUACAGUCAGCUGCAGUCACAGCGUAUAAUAAAAAAGCCUGAACACAAAAUUAAAACGAUAAAAAAGAACCAAGCAGUUCUAAUGUUGCUGUGUUUGCAAACAGGCUGACAAAUUGUGUUUAAUCUGUUCAAUAUAAACGGAAGAAUCCAUAAAUGUCCACCGUGUGAACAUCCCAGCGGUCACCAGCAGCACUUACUUUUAUUUACGGCGCGUUCCAGAGAGCGUAGCAUGGCGCUUUGGUGCAAAUACCUGAACGUUACAUUCCUACUUAUCAUCAAGGCCCAGUAGUGCAACAGUUCAGAUGAUGAAUAAGUCAUUCAAUAAAUAUUUGUGUAUGUGACAAAUAUAUGAAGGCUAAAAUGCAUAUAAUAAAUAAAUAAACAUGUAGCCUGCAAGAAUCCGUGGGUAUAAACAUCGGAAAUAAUUCUGCAUGAUUUUAAAAGGCAGUUAAUUCUCGCUUUAAGUAUUGGUUUCCACAUUUGAAGAUUUAAUCAUGUGUUUAAUUAAUUCUUGACACAUUUUUGAACAUACAGUAUAUAUAUUUUUUGUUUAAUUAAUUUAUUAGUUUUAUAUAACACAUAAAAACUACGAAUAUGUAUUUGACAACUGAUUAUGGUUGAAUAUUCAUCAACAGUUUAAUCAUCUUGUUUGCCCAUUUUCUGAAAUCUUUGAAUUUAUUUUUAGGUUUUAAAUCAACCAAUGUCAUUGUUGUGUUAUUUGACUUGAUGUAAAAGUGGAUAUAAAUAUAAAUUUAUGGAGAAUAUCUAAAAAUUAUAGACCGACUAAAUAUGUUUUCUAUGUAGAAGAUAAAUAUUUUUUUCCAAUUUUUUUUUAUCGUGAGCAGCAUAAGAAGUGAUUUAUUGAUAUUUUGCAGUGAAACAAAAGAAGCACUAGAAUUUCUCAAGUUUGUACAAAGUUUGGUAAUUGUCCACGUAAAACGGCAACAAUACUCGGACCAAAAAUGCCAGAAAGAUUUUUUUUUUUUUUUAAUUUAACCUUUAUUUAUACAGUUAUUCUUGUCCAGAUGCAAGAUCUCCUUUCUAUGAGAGACCUGUCUGAUGAACAGAUGCUUACAUCUUGUAUUAAAUGUUCUGUACAUGAAAUGUUAUCCUGUUUUGAACUGGUCUGUGACCAUUUGCUGAUGUUUUCUGGAAUUAUGUAGCAGAAAACCCAAAAGAAACGGGUGUUUCUAUACUCACAGGUACAUGUGGAUGUUAACCAUUCCUGGUGCCCUGCUUAAAGGCACGUCUUUCUCUUCUUUACAUGUAACUAACACAACUUCAAACAUUUCUGUAAAUAUUGAAGGUAAUCAAUAUGAGAAAAAUAAUCUUGUAUUGAUGCAAUGUUGGCAGAUAUUUUAUUUUUAAUCAGCAGUAUUAUACAUUCAUUCACUGUCUUUGAGAUGUAAUUGGAUCUUAUUUCAGUGUUUACGUCAACAGAUAUUUGCUGAAUGUAGACUGGGAGCUGGAAGAAGUUCUCUUUCCUCUCUGCAUUAUGACUGUUUCUAUCUUAUUCCAAACUCCCCAAUAUAUUGGCUUACCUGGACACUUGUUUAUGUUAAGAUUUAAUUUAAGUCUUAAUUGGUCACUGUCUGCUGUUUAUUGUGUGGCUUCCAAUUGAAGUGUGUUUCAGAUGUUCAUACUGUACCUAAAUAAAAAAAAAAUAAAAUA